GUAUUCGCUUAAAUCCAAAUGUAAUCAUUCUAAAAUCACAAGUCAAACAGUAAAGGGUAUCCAAUUACGAUUUAUGCGUAUCUGUGUACUGUAAAUUCUUCCAAGUUUCACGUAUCUUUCAUUUCUUAUAUUGUAUGUCCAUGUUUUCUUUUGGGCUUUCGGAGGAAAAUGGUAAAAGUAAGCAGUGAGAUGAAAGGACAAGAUUGUUGAGGGAAACCCCCAAAUAAUAGAGCAGAGCAGCUGUGUGGGAACCCAUUAGGGAGGAGAGAGGAGAGAGGAGAGAGGAGAGAGGAGAGAGGAAUCCCAAUGCCCAGAGAUACAGACAGAUGAGCCUACUGUUCACACUCCAUUGUCCGUCCUUGUGAUCUGUUACACUAAUCCCUCCAAACCACCAUAUCAUUUCUUCUCUCUCACAUCCCAUUUUGAUUUUCCAGACCCGGCUUCAUUCACUUCCAUGAUCUGAUCGGGAAUUUGCCUUUUCUCUUCAGUAGAAAUCAGAAGAAAAGAGGGGAUUUUGAGUUAGUGGAGUUUGAGUUAUCACGUGAGAGUGGAGCUAGCAGAAAUGUCUGAAGACGACGAUCGCCCCCCACCUGUGGAUCUGAGUACUGACGCCGCCGCCGCAAACAAAGUCCGGAAUUUUAGCGGCGGUUCCGAUGAAGGUGGCGAGGGGUCCGGCUCCGCCGAGAACAUCCUCCACAAUGUUCUGGAGAACGUGCUCCACUUCCUGACCUGCCGCCGCGACCGGAACGCGGCGUCCCUCGUCUGCAAGUCAUGGUACCGUGUGGAAGCCCUCACCCGAUCCGAUCUCUUCAUCGGAAACUGCUACGCCGUCUCCCCACGCCGCGUGAUGACCCGGUUCAACCGGGUCCGGUCCGUGACGAUCAAAGGGAAGCCCCGGUUCGCGGAUUUCAACCUGAUGCCGCCCAAUUGGGGCGCCCAUUUCUCCCCAUGGGUGGCGGCCAUGGCCAAGUCCUAUCCUUGGCUCGAGAUAAUCUAUUUGAAGCGCAUGUCCGUCACUGACGACGAUCUCGCGCUGCUGGCCGACUCCUUUCCUGCCUUUAAGGAGCUCGUUUUGUUUUGCUGCGAAGGCUUUGGCACCAGUGGUCUUGCUGUGGUUGCCUCUAGGUGCAGGCAUCUUCGAGUUCUUGAUCUAAUUGAAUCUGACGUCACAGAUGAUGAAGUGGAUUGGAUAUCUUGUUUCCCAGAGAAGGAAACUUGUCUUGAGUCUCUGGUUUUUGAUUGUGUAGAAUGUCCCAUUAAUUUCGAGGCAUUGGAGAUGUUGGUGGGUAGAUCCCCAUCGUUGAAGAAACUUGGGGUGAAUCGUUACGUUUUGCUUGGGCAGCUAUACCGUUUGAUGAUUCGGGCUCCACAUCUUACACAUCUCGGAACUGGUUCGUUCGGUACAUCUGAGGCUGUGAUUCAGGGGGGAUCAGAGCUGGACUAUGGCUAUGCUUUUGCCGCUUGCAAAUCCUUAGUUUGUCUCUCUGGAUUCAAGGACAUUUUUCCUGAUUACCUACCAUGUAUCUAUCCAGUUUGUGCUAAUCUCACAACUCUGAACUUGAGCUAUGCAAAUAUAACUGCUGAACAACUCAAACCAGUUAUAAGUCACUGCCACAAGCUCCAGACUUUCUGGGCUCUUGAUUCGAUAUGUGACGAAGGACUUCAGGCUGUUGCUUCGACUUGCAAGGAAUUGCGAGAACUCAGGGUAUUCCCCAUUGAUGCUCGAGAACAUGGUGAAGGCCCCAUUUCCGAAGUGGGCUUCCAGGCAAUAUCUGAGGGUUGCAGGAAAUUGGAAUAUAUUCUCUACUUUUGCCAGACAAUGACCAACGCAGCUGUUGUUGCUAUGUCACAGAACUGCCAAGAUCUUGUGGUGUUUAGGUUGUGUAUUAUGGGUCGACACCAGCCAGACCACAAAACAGGAGAACCCAUGGACGAAGGAUUUGGUGCCAUUGUUAUCAACUGUAAGAAGCUCACCAGGCUUGCCAUAUCUGGACUAUUAACCGAUCGUGCUUUCAGCUACAUCGGGAAGUAUGGAAAACUGGUACGCACCCUAUCGGUGGCUUUUGCUGGAAACAGUGAUUUGGGAUUGAAAUAUGUGCUAGAGGGCUGUCUUAGAUUGCAAAAACUUGAGAUUAGAGAUAGCCCUUUUGGCGAUGCAGCCUUGCGAUCUGGUUUACAUCAUUACUAUAAUAUGAGAUUCCUCUGGAUGUCAGAUUGUAAACUGUCUCGCGAAGGCUGCCAAGAGGUUGCCACAGCAAUGCCUCACUUAGUGGUUGAAGUGAUGAGGAAUGAUAUUGAGGAGAUGGAUAACCAUCUUCAGGUGGAGGAUAUGGAGAAGCAGGUUCAGGUGUUAUACAUGUAUAGAUCUCUUGAAGGGCCGAGGGACGAUGCUCCAGAAUUUGUAGACAUCCUAUAGAAUUUUAGGUUCCCUAUUAUUUCAACUGGUCGAGCGAGAUCACACUGUUGUGCGGGAAGGUCUAAUAUUUAUUACUGCAGGAAGGUUCCUGUCUCCCCCCGAACAAAGUUGAGCAUCUGUUUAUUGGAUCAGGAACACCGCAGCGGAAUUGAAGUCAAAUUUCUAGAAUGGAGCAUAUUUCUUCUGGGGUAUGGGACUUCCUAUGCGAUUCGUCAGGCUAAACAUUCUUGUCAUAUCAGUAUUUUUCUAAUUCUUAAUGUUUCUCCAAAUCUGCAUUCCGUAAUUGUAAACAAGAGAGGUUAGAGAGGGCAGGGGUCGUAGAGCUGCAUCAAAAGCUUUGCUAACACUUGUGGAUCUUGUCGUCUAUCAAAUUCAGAUUGAACUUUAAAACAUUGGAGGGUCAAUCGACUAAGAGAUCCAAGAACAAGAUCCUUUCUCUACGGUGAUCGGCAGCAGGGGGAUUGCAGGUAAUCAGUCUUACAAGGAACCUUAGUUCGUCUCGAUUCAUAUGGUAGAUGGUUUAGGCCAUUGAUGAGAGAAUGAAAAACCGAGUAGGAUUCUUCUCUUUCCUCAAAUGAUGAUGUUUUUUCUUUGUUUUCUAAUCAGAGGGACUGGUGUAGUGUAGCAGCUGUUGUGGAGUUUAUUAUUGUUAUUUAUCAGCAAAUGUGAGAUUGGUAAUAAAUGCUAAAAUAUUCAUGAACAGGAUUCUCAUA
Molecule: messenger RNA, 3129 nt
Organism: Momordica charantia (bitter melon)
Lineage: Eukaryota; Viridiplantae; Streptophyta; Magnoliopsida; Cucurbitales; Cucurbitaceae
Product: transport inhibitor response 1-like protein
Biological process (GO): SCF-dependent proteasomal ubiquitin-dependent protein catabolic process
Cellular component (GO): SCF ubiquitin ligase complex
Molecular function (GO): protein binding
Source: RefSeq, a predicted model, not a curated record